UGGCAAGGCAGUACCUGGAGAAAGGUCUUUUGGUUCCAGAUCACGUGAUCACACGCCUAAUGGUGUCAGAGCUGGAGCUCAGGAGCGGCCAACACUGGCUACUGGAUGCUCUGGAAGCCAUCCAUUUGGCCAAGGGAGGAGUGUGAAGAAUGGCUGGUUCCUGUGUUCAGCUUGAAACUCCUUCUGUUACAGGGCAUGUGGUCGUGCGCCGCAGAGGACGUGCCUGUUGAGUGUGCUAAAGGUGAUUGAAUGUGGAAAGGUCAAGGAAGGAAUUCUGGGUGGUGGGUGACUCAUCAUCUGGUCCAUAUGGCUGGAGAGGCAUUGUGCUAACGGUGGGUGGGAGGAGGAGAGUGGAAGCAGGCCAAGGGAACACCGCGCCUGGGAGUUGGGGGGUGCUCCGGGUUUGGACAGCUCUGGCCUUGCUAAAAAGCUCAGCACUGCCAUGUCUUCACAGUAGUUGGAGAAGAAAUACUCUAUUGUUUUGUGUAUGGGGGAGAGGUGAAGGAGCAGGAGAAGGAGGAGGAGGAUUUUUCCCCUUGAGGAUUGUAAUAUACAAAUGACCCUUGCAAUUUUGUUAUAAGAUCCUUUUUUCCUCUUCUAUGAAUAAGGUGUUUACUUCUGACCAGGUGCUCCCAAGGCAAAAUGAUAACUAGGGAACCAUCAGGUAUUUAAAACUAAAUACUGGGCGGGAGUUAUAGCUCAGUGGUAGAACCCUUACCCAGCAUGCGUGAGGCCCUGAGUUCAUCCCUCAGCACCACACAAAAGUAACAUGAAGUAAAACACGUGUGAAUGUGGAAAGGUUUUCACUUAUUUUAAAAAGUGCCAUCAGUGAGCUCAGUGGCUCAUGUCUGUAAUACUAGCAAGUUAGGAGGCAGAGGCAGGAGGAUUUUAAGCUCAAGGCUAGCCUCAGCAAUGUAAUAAGGCCCCAGGCAAUUUGGUAAGACUCUUUCAAAAAUAAAUAAUAGAAAAGGCUGGAGGUGUAGCACAGUAGUAAAACACCUGGGUUCAAUUGCUGUGGGGAAAAAAAAAGUGGGGACAUUGAGGUCAGGUCAGUGGGGAAAUAUAUUUUAAAGGUCUUCAUUUCUUAACUUGACUGUCAAUCAGUGCAUUUAAAGAGGAACUUUCAGGUUCUCCCAUUUAGCCCUAAUUUUUUAGGUGAAGGUAUCAAAAUAUUUUAAACUUGGUAUAUUAGUACAUUUUCAUUGCUGUGACAAAAUACCUAAGCUGUGUAACUUAUAAAAAGAAAAGGUUUAGUUAAGUUGAAGUUUUGAAGGUCCAAGAGCAUGGUACUGGCCACCAUGGUUACAUCAUCAUAUCAUGGCAGGAGCACAUGUGAGAGGGAGAUCCCAUUGUGAGACUGGAAGCCAGAGAGUGGGGUCAGUCUUAUUUUUUUAUUCUUCACAAGUCACUCUCAUGGGAAUCAACUGGAGUCUGAAGAGAACACAUUAAUCUCUUCUAAGGGCAGCAUUCCCAACCACCUCAUUAAUCUCUUCUAAGGGCAGCAUUCCCAACCACUUUCCACUAGGUUUCACCUUUAGAAGGUGCCAUCCCCUCCCACAUUGCCACAUUGGGGAAGCAAGCUUAAAUCCGUGAACCUCUGGGGGACACGAAUAACCAUGUCCGGAUCAUAGCAUUUGGUUUCAUGGAGAGCAGCUUUAAAAUUGGGAAAUUAAAGUGGAAUAUAAGUCUUUAAUUGGAGAUAAAGAUAACUUCAGAAUGAUAGUCAUCAUUUGGUCUGUAGUUGUAUUUGGACUAUGUUCUAUUUUUUUUCUUCUUUUGUCUGACCAGUAUUGAACACUAACUGAUGCUUUCUGAAGGAAAUUAAAAUUUCUUUUUAUUUUAAUGCAGAAGCUAACACUGCUUAAAUAUGUGCGGUGAUGUGGGUUUGUUUUUUUUUUUUCCCUUACCAUCUGAGAGUUAAAGAUCUUAUCAGAUAUUCCAGGGUAUGUGCUCACUUAGAGCUCUUUGUCUCCUGGAAGGAGGUCUCUGUCCAGAAUGUAAACUACAGAUGAGGAGCUAGGAGUUUUGCCCUGAUCUUGCAAAUGUGUUUUACCAUACUAGACUGAUGCAUAACUGCUCUGACCUUAUUUCCUCCUAUUUUUCUUUGUGAAGCCGACCUCUGGAGAGUGUCAUAUCCCACUGGGCAGCAUAUGUCUACUUGAAAAAAAAAAAAAGCAAAAAACCCAACAAUAUAUUCUGAAUUGCAUCUCUUAGGAAUGCCAAGGGCAAUAUUUUUCUGUUGUCCUUGUGGAUGCAGGUUAUGUUUCAAGAAUAAAAUGUAUAAUAGAAGUGUUUGGAAGGUCACUGAAAGGUUCUCUUGGAGUGAAAAGUGAGCCAGGUGUGGUAGUGCAUGCCUGUAAUCCCAGUGGAAACUGUGUCAGGAGGAUUGCAAGUUCAAGGCCACCCUCAGCAAUUUAGUGAGGUCCUAAGCAACUGAGCGAGACCCUGUCUCAAAAAGAGCUGGGGAUGUGGCUCAGUGAUUGAAUGCCCUUGGGUUCAAUCCCUUGCAUAAAACAAACAGCAACAACAAUCAAAAAAAGAAAUAGAACUGUGCAUGGUGGCACGUUUAUAAUCCCAAUCUAUUCAGGAGGCUGAAACAGGAGGAUGGCAAGUUUGAGGUCAGCUUUAGCACCUUUGGGAGACCCUGUUGCAAAGUUAAAAAUGAGAAAAGAAAAUGAGAGGGACUUUGUAGCUCAGUGGUAUGCUUAGCAUGCUCAAAGCCCUAACUUCUAUCCCCAGCACUACAAAUAUAUACAUACAUACAUACAUACAUAGAAAAUAAUCAUCCUGCUGUAUGUGUGUAUGAGGGUCCUAGAUAUUUUUUUUUCUCUCUCUUCAGUACUAAGAAUUGCUACCACUGAACUGCAUUUCUAGUCCUUUUAUGUUUUUUAUUUUGAGACAGGGUCUUAUUUGUUCUUUGGGUACUGGGUGUCUAACCACUUAGCCACAUCUCCAUCCUUUUUUUAUUUUUUAUUUUGAGACAGGAUCUUGCUAAGUUGUUGACGAUGGCUUUGAACUUGUGAUCCUCCUGCCUCAGUCUCCCAAGUUGCUGGGAGGACAGGUGGGCGACACCAUGCCCGGUUGUCCCAGAUAUAUUUCUAAAGUGAAUAAAGCAUGGGUCUGACUGGCUUUGCACUGACUGACAGUGAAGGAAAAAGGAGAGAUCUGUUGGAAAGGAGUAGAAGCUGACUAAGUUCCUCCAGACACACAGGAAGGGUGGAAGAUGUGUAUUCAGCCAACCAUGGUUAGGCGAAGUGACAUCUGUGUUCUGGGAGGUAAAUGGAAUGAUUUUACAAGCAAGGAGUGACAUUUUUGGUCAAAAUGACCACAUGAAAAAAGAUGGGUGUGUUUCGAUUAGUCUUAGUGCCACAUUUCCAAGAACCUCACCCAUGCCCCCAAGACAAUGUAAAUAUAUAUCUGAUGAUUUUUUCUGCAUCCAAAAUUGAGCAGAGUGCUUACCUAGUAUGUACAAGGGUAUUUAUUCACUGUUAAAAAGGUUUAUAUCUAGCUACUGAUUCCAUUGAAGCUAUUAUAAUUCCCUUAUUCAUGAUUGCAAGUGCUCAUGUGAAUUUCCAUUUUGUGUGUGGUACUGAGAAUGAAAUCCAGGGGUUCUCUAGUACUGAGCUAUAUCUCCUGCUGGGAGCCAUUAGCCAAGUAGGUAUGACAAUUUCCUUACCAGCGUACCCCAUGUUGCAGUGACAUUGAAUGUACGUGACCUUGCUCAAGGACCAAGGCAGAUUAGGGUGUUCCCGGUUUUAAGAUAAUCGUGUUUAGGGCGUUCCCAGUUUAGGUUCCAGGUUUAAGGUUUAAGAUUAUUCCUGCUGGGAAUAGGGCGUAUCCUGCUGCCUGAGUUCCCCUUGAGUUCUCACGGGAUUUAGACAAUAUAUUUUGGAGAUAGAAGCCCAGUGGAGGUGGAAUUGGGCAGAGAACGUGGAUUUGGGCAGAGAACGUGGAUUUGGGAAGAGAACGUGGAUUUCCCCAGAACGUGAUUGUAGACGGCUGGUGUGAGUUCAGGAAUAAAGAGUUGCUGUUUGAAUCUACAAGCUGUGUGGUGGCUCGUGAUUGUGUGCCCAGCCAGACUGCGGCAUUUGGUGGCCCGUACGGGGAACUUCUGAAGCUUAAAGGUAAGUGAAAUUGCUCGCCCCUGAGGAAGAGCGAAAGAAUGGGUGACCAAUUCAAAAAACAAUGUGUUAUUGUUUUGAUUUAUCUUGUUUUUGUUUCAAGCUGCCUAUCCCUAGAAAUUUCUCAGGCAAACUGGAAAAAAUGGUUGACUAAAGGUUUGAAGUUUGUCGGCCCUGAGGAAGAGAAAAUUGAUACAACGAUUUUUUAUUCCGUUUUUGUUUCAUUCAGUUUCGGCUUUGUUUUGUGCUAUCUUAUUGGGUUGUGUUAUCUUUAUAGUAGAUUAGAAAUUAGUAAAAAACAAACCGAAAAGAUGUUAAAGUAAAUUGUUAGAGGUUCAGACCAUGGAGAAAGACAUUUUAGAUCAAGCAAAAGAGAAGGUCUCUCGAGCUAGUCAGACAGAGGAAGAAAAUUUAAAGGAAAAGGGGUUGUUAGGAAAAAGGCCACAACAGGAGGCUGUUACUAACUCCGUUUUAUCACAAGAGGGUGUAAUUCAACCAACAGCCCCACCGAUGGAGACAGCUGAGUGGCCCUCAAACCACGUAGUUGAUAAAUGGGAUCCUGAGACAGGACCUCAAAGAUUAGCAUGCCCUGUACUUGAACAGGCAGGAGGGCAGCGAAUUCACCGUGCUUUAGAUUUUAAAACAGUGAAGCAGUUAAAGGAGGCUGUAACAACCUAUGGUCCCCAAGCUCCCUUCACGGUAAGCAUGGUCGAGUCCAUUACUAACUUGGACAUGACGCCAGCAGAUUGGGCUAGCAUGUGUAAAUCUGUACUAAAUGGAGGACAAUAUUUGUUAUGGAAGGUUGCCAAUGAGGAAUUUUGCACGGAGACAGCUAGGCGAAAUGCAGCAGCCGGUUACCCUCAAAGAAAUCUAGAUAUGUUGUUAGGAAAAGGACCUUAUGAGGGUCAACGGCAACAAAUUGAAUAUGAUCCUGCUAUAUAUGCACAAAUUGCUGCAGACGCAGUUAGGGCAUGGAAGACUUUACAAGGACAUGGAGAUUUACAAGGUCAGCUAUCUAAGGUAAUACAGAGAGCUAAUGAACCUUACGCUGACUUUGUAGAUAGGCUAAUUCAAACGGCUGCCAAAAUUUUUGGGGAUACAGAACAAGCAAUGCCAUUAAUAAAACAACUGGCUUGUGACCAAGCAAAUCGUUGCUGCAGAGAGGUUAUUAGACCAGGGAGACAUGAAGAUUUAAACACAUAUAUUAAAUUAUGUAGAGAUAUUAAUGAACAAGGGCAAGUCUUGGCAGCUUCAGUACAACAGGCUUUAGAUGCCAGGCCAAAAACAUGCUAUGAUUGUGAACAAACAGGACAUUUUAAAAGGAAUUGCCCCAUAGGAGGAGGGUUUAACAAAAGUAGGUAUCAAAGGAAUAGAAUACCGGGUAUUUGCCCACGAUGCCGUAGAGGGAGACAUUGGGCUAAUGAAUGCCGUUCUCAAACCACCAUUGAGGGUACUCCUUUAUCAAAAAAUGGACAACGACCAGGUAUUUAUCCACGAUAUCGUGGAGAAAGGCAUCAGGCUCCAUUGCCAAAAAACGGACAGGGGGGCCCAAUGCUCCGGGGCCCACAACCACAAAUAUACGGGGUAGUGGAGGAACCCAGCAACAUCAUCAGGCUAGUGCCCAGGACACAUUGUCCAUUAAAUCCCUCAUCAGACAAACCCGAGGGAGUGCAGGGUUGGACAUCUGUGCCUCUGCUAGAGCAGUAUUAACUCCAGAGAUGGGAGUUCAAAUCAUUCCCACAGGAGUAAAAGGACCUCUUCCCCAAGGAACAGUAGGCUUAUUAUUGGGACGUAGUUCAUCUACAUUAAAAGGACUUAUGAUAAGUCCUGGGGUAAUUGAUCCCGAUUAUGUAGGUGAAAUAAAAAUUAUAGCUAGUUCUCCAAGAGGUAUAUCAGUAAUUUCACCUGGAGAUAGAAUAGCACAGUUGUUAAUAAUACCCAGCCUACAUAAUAAAUUUCCUAGUCAUAGUGUAGAAAGAGGUUCCAGGGGAUUAGGCUCCACAGGUGUAGAUUGGGCUAUGUUGUCUUUAAAUUUAGAUUCUCGCCCAAUGCUAAAACUAAAUAUUCAAGGUCAUGAGUUUAAUGGACUACUGGACACAGGAGCUGACCUUAGCAUCAUAUCUCGUCAAGAAUGGCCAAAACAUUGGCCAUUACAACAAGCCACUCAAACGCUUCGAGGCCUAGGAGUGGUGACUAAUCCCCAUAGAAGUUCUAUGAUAUUAGAUUGGAAGGAUCCUGAAGGAUGUGAAGGAACUAUAGAGCCAUAUGUAUUGGAUCAUCUUCCUAUAAAUUUAUGGGGACGAGAUGUCCUAGAUCAAUUAGGUUUGACGUUAACAAAUAACAUCAAUCCUAAUGCGCCCACUACUAGGGCUAGACAAGGCUUUAGGAAAGAAAAAAGAUUAGGAAAACAAGGGCAAGGUAUAGCAGCACCAGUACAUAUAGAUCAAGGAACAGACAGACAUGGGUUGGAUUUUCAGAAAGGGCCACUGAGACAAUCAAAAUUACUUGGAAAUCAGAAAGACCAGUGUGGGUUCCUCAGUGGCCCCUGACUAAAGAAAAGAUACAAGUAGCCCAUGAUCUGGUCAAACAACAAUUAGCGGAAGGACAUAUACAACCUUCCAUAUCUCCCCAUAAUACUCCCAUUUUUGUCAUCAAAAAGAAAUCUGGUAAAUGGAGAUUAUUGCAAGAUUUAAGAGCCAUUAAUAAUGAGAUGGUUGUUAUGGGACCUGCUCAAUCAGGGAUUCCUCAAUUGUCUGCUUUGCCAAA
Molecule: messenger RNA, 6887 nt
Organism: Marmota monax (woodchuck)
Lineage: Eukaryota; Metazoa; Chordata; Mammalia; Rodentia; Sciuridae
Gene: Ak4
Product: adenylate kinase 4
Exons: 2
Coding region: 4464-5831 (455 amino acids)
Biological process (GO): viral process; nucleobase-containing compound metabolic process
Cellular component (GO): mitochondrion; cytoplasm
Molecular function (GO): nucleoside diphosphate kinase activity; nucleic acid binding; zinc ion binding
Source: RefSeq, a predicted model, not a curated record